This is a messenger RNA of Oppia nitens, 552 nucleotides long. Its product is annotated as adenosine 5'-monophosphoramidase HINT3-like. The record is from RefSeq and is a predicted model, not a curated record. Bases 43 to 492 code for a protein of 149 amino acids. NCBI's taxonomy places the organism in Eukaryota, Metazoa, Arthropoda, Arachnida, Sarcoptiformes, Oppiidae. The transcript is spliced from 6 exons. Gene Ontology annotation, molecular function: catalytic activity.
AAUACAAUACUGUAUAACAUAUGUAUUGAAUUGAUAGGGUAUAUGACCAAAGCAAUGGACAACAACUUUGUCGAUGAAAACUGUAUUUUCUGUCAAAUAUCUAACAAUUUGACAAACAAUUCACAACUAUUAUAUGAAGACAACAAUUUGGUGAUUAUCAAUGAUAUUAAACCAGCUGUCGAUCAACACUAUCUGGUCUUACCUAAGAAACACAUAACAAAUAUCAAGAAUAUGAAGAAAGAGGAGAGCAUUCAAAUAAUCAAUAAUAUGAAGACAAUUGGCGAAAAUUUCAUGAAAAGUAAAGGUUUUACAGAUGAAUCUCAGUUGAGAAUGGGUUAUCAUUGGCCGCCAUUCAAUAGUAUAUCACAUAUUCAUUUGCAUCUAUUGUAUCCCAUCCGACAAAUGUCUUGGAUAUCUCGUGUGAUAUUCAAAACGGGAAGCUUUUGGUUUGUUGAGAUUAAUGAUUUAAUUCAAUGGCUUUCAAAGCGAUAACAAUUUAUAAAUAAAAUUUUAUUAAUUAAGUAUAAAUAAAGUAAUUAAAAAUCAAGUAAA